Molecule: messenger RNA, 1913 nt
Organism: Thrips palmi
Lineage: Eukaryota; Metazoa; Arthropoda; Insecta; Thysanoptera; Thripidae
Gene: spn-F
Product: protein spindle-F
Exons: 4
Coding region: 1-1203 (400 amino acids)
Source: RefSeq, a predicted model, not a curated record
AUGGCUGAGUCAGAGUCACAAGUCAUGCCCAACCUUUCCAAUCAAGACAUUAUUGGAUCUCGCUAUGCUCUGGAAGUUGCUUUUCAAACUAUGAAGGAGCGAUGUCAAAGAUUGCAACAACGCUUGGCAAAGGUUGAAGAUGAAAACUCAAAGCUUCGCCUUCAGAGGCGGAAAGAUGAAGUUGUUGUGGGCUCAAGAGCAGGUGACGAACCAGAAGCCAUGCGAGACAAAAUAGCAGAACUAGAACGUCAGAAGCAACAGUUAGCGCAACAUGUUUUUAUGGUGACAAGUGAAAAUAAGCAACUGUGGACAAGGCUUUCACAGUCAGCAAAAUUGAAUCAAUCGCUUGGCAGUCAGUUAACAAAAAUUUCUGAUUCUUUAAAUCGUCAUUCUGCUUCAACAAAUUUGAGCCAAUCGCAACUUGGUGGUAGUAUGAUGGCCUCAUCUUCACGUGAUAUUCUCAGGAAUAGUGCUGUCCUUUCUCAGUUCCCUAAGAAUAAAGAAGUGCUCUCUUCAGCCAUGACUGCCUCAGAUUCCAGGACAGAUAGUUUGGAAGAAAUAUCACUGAAGCUUAUCAACAGUUUUUUACAGGAAAAAUCUGAGUUGGAAGAUCAAUGUGCUCAGAUGACAGAGCUUCGUGAAGGAGGCCUCUCACCUACCUUCAGUGCUGACCAUCUUGGUUUCUCCAUGACAAGCACUAAUGGCUCUGCUGGAGAGGAUGCUGAUUUGAUGGACCCCUUGUUUGUCCCUGAAGUUCAGCAAUUGCGUGACUCAUUGUUGUCAAUAAAGCAAGACCUUCUGAUGCAACAAGAAAACAUGCGAGUAGCAGUCACAAAUCUUUUAAAGUUUAGAGACGGAGGCUUAAAAUGCCAGGCAUGUACAGAAAGGGCCAAAACAGCAACCAGCAAAGCAUCGGAAGAGGCCUCAAGAAUGAGCACUGCAACAACUACACGAUUUGAAAGUGCAAACAUUGCUGAGCCAGAGUCUCUUGGGGACUCUGCAGAUGAAGAAAUCAAGGAGCAGCUCCAACGAGUUCCAGAAAACUCUACCAACAGUGACCAUUCCCACCCUGCUCAAAAUGCACGGGUGUGCCCCAUCUGUGGAAGAUUCUAUCCAAGCUCUGUUUCGUUUGGAGAUUUCCAUCGUCAUGUUGUCAAUCAUUUUGAAGAUGAGGAAGAGAAAAAUAGUUUCCUUCUUGUCUAAUGAAUCCUUUUUGCUACAUUUGCAUUAUGUGUUAGAUUCCAGUUUAGAAUGUAGACAAUGCAAAUCUGCAUUUACAAGGUUUCCCCUUCAAUGUUAACUAAAGACAACAUUGGAGCAAGGUGCUCACGAGUUUCUUAAUUUAUCUAGGCUAAUACCAUAUUCAUUGCCAUCCAGUACUGGCACUCAUUGUUAGAGGUCUUUGACACUACAGUAUCUUUAUGAGACUUGUCUUUUUUUAAAUUGUUGUCAAAAUUUACCCACAUUGUAUUGCUGUUGCAUCCUUAUAUUUGAUACAUGUUGUUUUUAAACAGAAAAUUGAGGAAGGGUUUUGUUGCUCGGAAUUAGUGCAACAGGGUCAAGCUUUUGUUUACAUUUAGUUAAAUUUCAUUUUAGGUUGUAGAAUAUAACUGUGAUUGUACAUUGACACUGUACCAGUAAUUUAUUUACACGUUUGACCAGAUAUAUAUUUACUUUUUAUCAUUGUUGUCUAAUAAUUGCUGUGUGUUCAAUAAGGUGCAUAUUUUGAGAAUUAUUUUCUCCUUUAAGGCACCAAGUCGAUUAUUUUCCUUUCCAUUUUAUAGUUGUAUACCUAUUACUAUCUAGAGAUUAUUUCUGUUUUAUCAGUUAUAACUCUGUUUCCCUAAAAUUUAAUCAAAUUUUCACUGAUUAUCUGUGACUUGAAAAGAAAAAUAUAUUUGAAGUUCAUGUUA